Molecule: messenger RNA, 709 nt
Organism: Marmota monax (woodchuck)
Lineage: Eukaryota; Metazoa; Chordata; Mammalia; Rodentia; Sciuridae
Gene: Dhfr
Product: dihydrofolate reductase
Exons: 6
Coding region: 53-616 (187 amino acids)
Biological process (GO): glycine biosynthetic process; dihydrofolate metabolic process; folic acid metabolic process
Cellular component (GO): mitochondrion
Molecular function (GO): dihydrofolate reductase activity; NADP binding
Source: RefSeq, a predicted model, not a curated record
UCCGAGCGGAAUCCGGGUGUAGCAGGGGAGCUGGGGGAUCACUGCUGCUGUCAUGGUUCGUCCGCUAAACUGCAUUGUCGCCGUGUCCCAGAACAUGGGCAUCGGCAAGAACGGGGACCUGCCCUGGCCCCCGCUCAGGAAUGAAUUCAAGUAUUUCCAAAGAAUGACGACAACCCCUUCAGUAGAAGGUAAACAGAAUCUGGUGAUUAUGGGUAGGAAGACCUGGUUCUCUAUUCCUGAAAAGAAUCGACCUUUAAAGGACAGAAUUAAUAUAGUUCUCAGUAGAGAACUCAAAGAACUUCCACAAGGAGCUCAUUUUCUUGCCAAAAGUCUGACCGAUGCCUUAAAACUUACUGAGCAGCCAGAAUUAGCAAGUAAAAUAGACAUGAUUUGGAUAGUAGGAGGCAGUUCUGUUUAUAAGGAAGCCAUGAUUCAACCAGGCCAUAUUAAACUGUUUGUGACAAGGAUCAUGCAGGAAUUUGAAAGUGACACAUUUUUCCCAGAAAUUGAUUUGGAGAAAUAUAAACUUCUUCCAGAAUACCCAGGUGUUCUUUCUGAGGUCCAGGAGGAGAAAGGCAUUAAGUACAAAUUUGAAGUAUAUGAAAAGACUGAUUAAUGUGAAGAUGUUUUCUGAUUUAUUUCAUGUUAUCCCUCCCUCUAAAAAAUUCUGUAUUUUUACAUUAGAAUAAAAAGACUUGUGUGGACUUUA